CCCGCCCGCUUGCAAUUAGAGAAACUUCAGGACCAGAAACCAGAGUGUCACUUGGAGUGGCCUAAACAACAAAAUGGACAAGUUUAGCUGGCGUACUCUAAUUGUGUUUCUCUUCUCUCUGAUAGAACUAUGCACAUCUCAAGCACCCUCCCUAGCUCGAGCUCUCCUGCCUAGCUACAGGGUUAACCCCUCCACCUCGCCAUUCUUCCCGUACUGCUCGUUUAAUGGUGACCCCACACCACAAAUUUCAUGGAGCUUUGAAGGACAAAUGUUGCCCACGGACAGUUCUCAGGGAGGUCCCUAUUACAUCCCAGCCACGGGAGUCCUGGUGCUUAGUGGAGCCAGCUCCGGCAUGUACACGUGUACAGGAAUGAAUCAGCUUGGGAUGGACAGUCAAACCAUCACCAUCACUAUAGUCGGACAGAUCACAACCGCCCCCUGGUAUUUGAUGCCAUACAUGUGGUUCGUGUAUAUAUUGAUUGUCUGGGCCAUCUGUGUCGUUCUCAUGGUUCUUCUGUUCUGCUACAAGAAGAAACCUGUAGACAGACGACUAUACGUAUACCCGUCUCUGCCUACGCGCGCCUCGGGUAUAAAAAGUCCAGACACUUGGGACGAUAUGCCUUCCGAUUCUCCGGUUGUCUGUGUCGACCUCAAACCAGAUGGUAUUGAAUACAAUGAAGUGUUAGUUGCUUUCAACAAGUCCAUGUCCAAGGGUAAUAACUACACUGACAUUGUCAGGAUACAGCGAAUACAGAACCCAAAGUUGUAUAGCUCGUAUGCACAAGCAAAAGAGCAAAUGAGUAAAACCAAUCCACCGAACCAUCAAAACGAACGUCAACUUUUCCAUGGCACAGAUAUUUCCAGUGUAAAUCGCAUCAAUACAAACGGUUUUAAUCGAACUUUUGCUGGAAAACAUGCUAAGGUAUAUGGAGUGGGUACAUAUUUUGCCAGAGAUGCUUCCUACUCAGCCAGCUCAACAUACUCCCAGCCUGAUAGCAAGGAUCAAAAGUACAUCUAUUUGGCAAGAGCGCUAGUUGGUGAAUACACAGUAGGCAGUAGCAGCAUGGAGGUCCCCCCAGCAAAAGACCCACAAAAAAACGUAAAUGUGCUCUUUGACUCACUAGUCAACAAUACCUCGGACCCAACAAUCUUUGUUGUUGGACCAGACGCUCACUCCUACCCCGAGUAUUUGAUUACUUUCAAAGGGUAGAAGAACUAUGCACAACUGUAUACAUGACAUUAAUUUUUUGUGUGAAGUUAUUUUAGCAGUAUAGUUUUGACGGUAGUUUGAUUUUUAGUAUACAGGUACAUAUCUAUAUAAUUAUACGCAACAUUAUUGCUGUGACUGUUUUCCCCGACCGGCUUUGUUGUUCCGGUGUUUCAAUUAUUUAAACAUAAAAUUGGUAGUGUAGAUCAUGUAAUUUUGUUCUCCCCAUCGGUUUUUUUGUGUCCGGUAUUGUUUUUCAUGUGUGUUGAAAGAUAUAAUAAUAUUUGUACGUGCUGAA
Messenger RNA from Halichondria panicea, 1505 nucleotides. RefSeq names its product protein mono-ADP-ribosyltransferase PARP15-like. Gene Ontology annotation, biological process: negative regulation of gene expression; protein poly-ADP-ribosylation. NCBI's taxonomy places the organism in Eukaryota, Metazoa, Porifera, Demospongiae, Suberitida, Halichondriidae. Gene Ontology annotation, molecular function: transcription corepressor activity; NAD+-protein mono-ADP-ribosyltransferase activity; NAD+ poly-ADP-ribosyltransferase activity. The record is from RefSeq and is a predicted model, not a curated record. Gene Ontology annotation, cellular component: nucleus; cytoplasm. Bases 74 to 1210 code for a protein of 378 amino acids. The transcript is spliced from 6 exons.